Molecule: messenger RNA, 576 nt
Organism: Oxyura jamaicensis (ruddy duck)
Lineage: Eukaryota; Metazoa; Chordata; Aves; Anseriformes; Anatidae
Product: voltage-dependent P/Q-type calcium channel subunit alpha-1A-like
Exons: 4
Coding region: 67-561 (164 amino acids)
Biological process (GO): calcium ion import across plasma membrane; chemical synaptic transmission
Cellular component (GO): neuronal cell body; voltage-gated calcium channel complex; membrane
Molecular function (GO): high voltage-gated calcium channel activity
Source: RefSeq, a predicted model, not a curated record
GCCCGCGCCAGCCUCAAAAGUGCCAAGCUGGAGAACGCGACGUUCUUCCACAAGCGCGAGCGGAGGAUGCGCUUCCACAUCCGCCGCGUGGUGAAAACUCAGGCCUUCUACUGGACCGUGCUGGGGCUGGUGGCGCUCAACACGCUCUGCGUCGCCAUCGUCCACUACGACCAGCCCGAGUGGCUCUCCGACUUCCUCUACUAUGCAGAAUUCAUUUUCUUGGGACUCUUUAUGUCCGAAAUGUUUAUAAAAAUGUACGGGCUGGGGACGCGGCCUUACUUCCACUCGUCCUUCAACUGCUUCGACUGCGCCGUUAUCAUCGGGAGCAUCUUCGAGGGGGGCUGGGCAGUUGUGAAGCCGGGAACAUCCUUCGGGAUCAGCGUGCUGCGAGCUCUCAGGUUACUGCGCAUCUUCAAGGUCACCAAGUACUGGGCUUCCCUGCGGAACCUGGUGGUCUCCCUCCUCAACUCCAUGAAGUCCAUCAUCAGCCUCCUCUUCCUCCUCUUCCUCUUCAUCGUCGUCUUUGCCCUUUUGGGGAUGCAGCUCUUUGGGGGACAGUGAGUGGCUCCCGGUCCC